AUGCCGGACUCGCGUGCAGUCUUGCAAUCAAACUCCUAUCCAACGUGGGAAAUCGAACAACACGGCCUCAGCCACGUCGACGCUAACGAAUUGUUCAAGCGAAGCCAUCAAGCCCCGCUGCCAGAUUAUCUAGCAGUUUUAUACAUACUUAUCCGUCUGGACGACGAACUGGGUUUGCCAGCCGCCAUUAUCUCUGACCGGGACCCCAAGUUUGUGCAGGGUUUCUGGGAGCAGCUGUUCACCAUGCUCAAGGUAGAUUCGCUCUACUCCGUCGCCUACCAUCUCCAGACCGAUGGCGAGUCGGUACGUACCAACCUGCUAACCGAGAUCACGCUCCGCCAUUCGGGGUAA
Messenger RNA from Penicillium paradoxum, 351 nucleotides. RefSeq lists its product as uncharacterized. The transcript has a single exon. The record is from RefSeq and is a predicted model, not a curated record. The coding region runs from base 1 to 351 and encodes 116 amino acids. Gene Ontology annotation, molecular function: nucleic acid binding. Lineage: Eukaryota; Fungi; Ascomycota; Eurotiomycetes; Eurotiales; Aspergillaceae.